Molecule: messenger RNA, 1317 nt
Organism: Pseudomyrmex gracilis
Lineage: Eukaryota; Metazoa; Arthropoda; Insecta; Hymenoptera; Formicidae
Product: golgin subfamily A member 6-like protein 22
Exons: 2
Coding region: 1-1317 (438 amino acids)
Source: RefSeq, a predicted model, not a curated record
AUGGCAGAAAAUCAGGUCAAUAUACAUGAGGCCAGAAGGAUGGCAGCAGAGGAGGCCAUCAUAAGAACUAGGUAUGACAUCUCGUAUGCAGACAUAGUCCGAGCAAAGAAAAACGGACAGGAGCCAGAAAAGGAAGCUGGCAACAAACCAAGCACAAGUAAAGAAGGAGACAGUGAAAAAAGAAACGAGAAGGUAAUAAGGGAAGAAAUGAAUAAAGAGAAAGAACUACAAAGAGACAAAUAUGAGAAAAACCAAGAUAACAAAAGAAGUGAAGAACAGGGAAAGAAAGAACCACAACAAAGCAGUAGAAAGAAUUGUGACAUAGAAGACGCCGAAGGGGAAGCACUAUUGACAGAAAUGGAAGAUGAAAAUAUGAUAGUUGUAAACAUUGAUACAAUAACAAGGUUAGGAGACAUUGGUCAAAGGGAUUCAAACAUAGACCUAGUGUGGGCAAGAAAUGCAAUAACACAUUUAAUAGAGUAUAAAAUAAUCGGAGAUACAUGGGGAUCAGACCACUAUCCGAUAGAAAUUACUAUUGGAAUGGCGCCACAACAAUAUAGAAAACGAUCUAACAGAAUCACAAAUAAAAAGACAAACUGGGAAGAAUACCAAGAAAUACUUGAAAGCAGAAUAGAGAUAGUGGAGAAUAUAUCUUGGACAAAGACAGUUAGACAAGAAAACUACGACAUAUUUUGUGAAGAAAUCAAGGAAGCAGCGAGACUAGCAUCAGAAAAAAUAAAAAGAAACCAACAACAGAAGGAUGUGAACAACAACAAAGAGACGAAUAAGUCAAAUAAACAUAAUAAAAACCCGUGUUGUUGGUGGGAUAAUGAAUGUAAGGAGGCAAUAGACAAUAGAAGACUAAAACAAAAACAUUUUAAAAGAGAAAAAACGAUAAGUAGCCUAAUAGCAUUUAAAAAGGCUAGAGCGGAAGCAAGGAAACUGUUACGCUUCAAAAAACGAGAAGGAUUUAGAAAAUUCGCCAGGUCAAUAAAUAAAAAUACAGGUAUGAAAUACGUGUGGAAUAAGAUAAGGGCAUUGAGAAAGCCACCACAUGUGAUAGACUGGAAUAAAUGGCAAAACAAGGAUAGAAACAAAGAAAUACUAGACAACAUAGAAAAAUUGUCACCAGGAUGGGCGGAACAACAAGAAAGGGAACUAGAAGAACGAGAAGAAGAAGAAGACAUGGAGGAAGAGAUGAAUAAAGAAUUUCAAUGGAUAGAAAUGGAACGAGUGUUACGAAGAACAAAAAGCAAGUCAGCACCGGGAAGAGACAACAUAGAGUAUAAAAUGAUCAAAGAAAUGCCGUGGGAAUGA